Messenger RNA from Phymastichus coffea, 2106 nucleotides. Its product is annotated as protein yellow-like. The record is from RefSeq and is a predicted model, not a curated record. The transcript is spliced from 7 exons. Bases 137 to 1384 code for a protein of 415 amino acids. Gene Ontology annotation, cellular component: extracellular region. NCBI's taxonomy places the organism in Eukaryota, Metazoa, Arthropoda, Insecta, Hymenoptera, Eulophidae.
GGCGAACGUAGCCUGCGAGCGCAAGUGUGCUCCGUGUGCUACCAAAGCGCGCGCGCGCGGUUCUUCGGCUCCUCUCUCGUUCUUUCCUCUUCUUCGUUUUUCUUUUAGUUUUCUUUUUUAUUUGUGACUUUUGAACAUGAGAAACUUUGGGCUCUUGUUCCUGCUGAGCUUGCUGGUGGCAUCGACGUGCAGCGCCGACGUCCUGGAGACAAUAGCACAGUGGCCGCUGCUCGAGUUCGCUUUCCCCUACGAUCCGGCGUUCCUCGAUCUCUUUCAACCCGAGAACGUCGUGCCCACGGGCCUGGAAGUCGGCUGGCAUCGAAUUUUCGUAGCCACGCCGCGAUUGAGAGCCGGUGUGCCGGCUACUUUGGGUUUCGUGCCGCGAGACAUGCCAUUGGGUAGCUCACCGCAUUUACAGGCGUACCCGUCGUGGGACUGGCACAGUGCCGGCAAAGGUGACUUUAAUUGCUCCAAAUUGAUCUCGGUGUACCGAGUCCGAGCUGACAGAUGCAAUCGUCUGUGGGUCCUCGACAGCGGUAUCAACACUUCCAUCGAUGACUUCACGGUGCUUUGUCCACCCAAGAUAUUGAUCUUUGAUCUGCAAACCGAUCAGCUCGUUCGCAUUAUCACUUUCCCUCGCGAGAACGUGCGACCGAACUCGCUAUUCACGAAUCUCGUGAUCGACGAUACGACGGCGACAACUUGCGACGACGUUUACGUUUACAUAACGGACACCACGGGUCCCGGACUUGUAGUACUGGAGGGAGCAACAGACAGGAGUUGGCGAUUCCUGCAUUCGUCGAUGUUCCCGAAUCCGGAUAUGGCGCAGUAUCAGAUUGGCCGCGACACGUUCGAGCUGUUCGACGGCAUAGUCGGAAUAGCCUUCUCGCCUCGACUGGGAAGCGUGUAUUACCAGCCCUUGGCCACCGAUCGCCUCUACAGCGUGCCAGCGUCGGCGCUGAGAGCCGGCCCACCUGCGUUCGGCGACGUGCUCCCGGUCACGCUUAUCGGGCGCAAAUCCAGCCAGGGCAUCGGACUGUCCGUGGAUCCACGCGACGAUACCAUUAUCUUCGCGCCUCUCAGCGAGACUGCCGUGGCUGCCUGGCAGCCGCAGACCAACACCCAGAGAAUUUUGGCGUACAGUCCGGAGCAACUGCAAUUCGCAGCGGAAGUACGAUGGGUAGAGCGAGACAGCGGCAACGUCUGGGCGUUAUCCACUCGCUUCCAAAAGUUCUUCCAAAAGACGAUCAACGCGCGCGACAUGAACCUCCGAAUCUUAAGGAUCCGAGCCGAGGACGUGAUUCCUCAUACGCCUUACCUGCUGAGACACUACAACGUGCCGUCCCAUCUGUCCUUUUACAACCGAACGCUAAGCGGUUUCUAAUCAUUUCGAUGAGCGCGCUUAUACGUCCCCUUCGGUACUCCGUUCGAGAAAUUGAUCGACAAACGAAAGACUGGCUUAAUGAUAGCAAAAUGUUAGCGUUCGGAAGUAGUAGAAAAUUAGUUGUCGCACGUGUACAAUGAGCCAUAUCAAAACCACAUAGCAUGCAUUAUGUCGCAAUUGCCACCUAACGAGCUUCGUUCGCCGACUCGCAGCCGCGCAAGCACCACCAUAUGCCUGUCCUCUUCGCUUAGACCGAGAGGGAGGGGGGGGGGCAUCUUAUUUUUAUAUGAUCGCGCAUAAGUUUCUUCGUAAGAAUCAUCACGCGCGAGUGCGAAUAACAAAUCGAUGUUAAGUUCCAUUUUCACGGUACAUCGUCAGCGGCUGAACAAUUUACGUGGCCGAUCCUGCGCGCCGCGGCGAUCGCUCGCGCGAGCGUUUGGUUGCCAUUCGCGCGGGGGCCGUCGAGAGCGUCAUUCGCUCUCUAUACUUUUGUUACGCAGGCAAAAACGUGAGCAAUCUGUUUUAUCGCGCUUUUACGCUUUACCUGACAAAUGCACCUAUCGUUGGAUUUUAUCUUUUCAAUUCAAUUGGCUUCACUAAUAAAAUUGAAGCAGUCUACAAGCUUUCUAAUUUUGAAUACAUAGACGUGGCCAGAAUAUUUGAGCUAUCUUUUAUAUUUCGUGGUUUUGAUUUUCCUAAUUGAUCAUUGAUAAUUUCAUGUA